Hordeum vulgare subsp. vulgare (domesticated barley) is the source of this 1149-nucleotide messenger RNA. Its product is annotated as F-box protein SKIP28-like. Bases 16 to 972 code for a protein of 318 amino acids. Gene Ontology annotation, cellular component: cytoplasm. The transcript is spliced from 3 exons. NCBI's taxonomy places the organism in Eukaryota, Viridiplantae, Streptophyta, Magnoliopsida, Poales, Poaceae. The record is from RefSeq and is a predicted model, not a curated record.
ACCACAGGCCGCACAAUGCUUCCGACCACGGCGACCGCCUCAACGCCCCCGCCGCCACCGGCCCCGCCGCCCGGCGAGCCGCACGCGGCACUGUUCUUCGCCCUGGGCUACAUGCGGCUGCCCGAGCUGCUAGCCUGCUUGCGCGUAUGCCGCCUCCUCGGCGAGGCCGUCGCGGGGGACCCCCUCCUGUGGCGCCGCGUCGCGGUAGAGCCGCCGCUCAGCGGCCGGGUGACCGACGACGUCCUCCUCAAGCUGACCGCGAGGGCGGAGGGGACGCUGCGGUCUCUCCGCCUUUCCGGGUGCGUCCACGUUUCCGACGCCGGCCUGCUCCGCGUCGUCGAGCGCAAUCCCAGCGUCACCGAGAUUUAUGUGCCUGCAUGCACAGGCUUGACUGGUGAUGGGGUGGUGAAAAUUGUUCAGCUUCUGCACGAACAGAAGGGAAAUAUAAGUCGUCUCCGACUCGAUGGUAUUAGCAGGAUGAGUAAGCAUCAUCUUGAUAUUAUCAUGUCUCUCAUAUGCAAAGGUAACCCACAAGGGCAACAAGAUGGAAUCCCACUUUUCUACAACCAUAGAGCCCGUGAAGCUCUGAACAGCAAUGAUGAACGCCCUAUUGAUGUUGAUGUUUGCCCAGUGUGUGCUAACGUCAGGCUUGUGUUUGAUUGUACGAGGGAUGACUGUAGGAAAGUGAGGGACAGCUUGUGGCGGUGUCGAGGCUGCUACUUCUGCUUUCCUAGAUGCGAAAAAUGUGGUGGAUGUAUCAGUUCGGAGGAUCUAGACGAGGCUGAUCUUGCUUGUUCAGAUCUUAUGUGCUUGGAUUGUUGGCUUACGGUCCCUAAAUGCAGCACAUGCAAUCGGCCUUACUGUGAGAGGCAUGAAAAUUUGAUGGUCACUUUGUCGGUGCCUGGCCAGUUCUCAUGCCAGCGUUGCAAAGAGCUCGGUGCAUCGCACGAGAGUCAGGAAGAGGACUAUUAGAAGUGAGCUUUCCACCCCUCUUUUUAACUGCAAAAAUACUUGAGGUACUUGCUAAUAAUUCUGUACUAACAUUCGCCGUUGGAUUUUACCCAACGCUUCGAGCAAUAGAACACUAGCUGAACGUAUCAUGACGCUGAAUUAUAAUUGACAGUCCAAUGAAGGUGCUGCAUAUUUUCA